This is a messenger RNA of Rhododendron vialii, 3259 nucleotides long. Its product is annotated as pentatricopeptide repeat-containing protein At3g49710. Gene Ontology annotation, molecular function: zinc ion binding; RNA binding; protein binding. Bases 650 to 2824 code for a protein of 724 amino acids. The transcript has 2 exons. NCBI's taxonomy places the organism in Eukaryota, Viridiplantae, Streptophyta, Magnoliopsida, Ericales, Ericaceae. Gene Ontology annotation, biological process: RNA modification. The record is from RefSeq and is a predicted model, not a curated record.
CAAAUGAUGGAUUAAAAUUGGUGGCAUACAAGACAAAUACAAUCAGAGCAAUACUAAAAAAGACAAAUCUCAUCCCUUGGCACAAGCUAGCAACGUUAAAGUCGCAGGGACAAGUAGCAAAAAAAUGUACCUAACGGAGACACCAAAGAGAGUUUACCCUUGAACUCCUGCCAAGGGUACAAGGCGAAGGAUCGACCAUCAAUGAAGCGUUGUUGGCAUGACUAGACGAGCAAGAUCCAGAGAUCAGCCAAUUAAGGAGGAAAUUUGAGGAAGCAUACGACUCGAAACGCCUAAGGCAAGAGGCUAGCCGGGAAUGAGGCAUCAGGAAAAAAAGGUCUCAUGCUCGCCGAGCUCAAAAAAAUGAAUGACUGAGGCAAAGUAAGCAGUGGGAAGAGGAAGGUAACAUCGCCGCAUCGUUUUGAGAGUAACUAGCUCAAGGCCGAGGACACACCGAAGUACCGAACAACAUGCGAAAACGAUAGAAGGCGACCCGGCCGCGACAUUUGUCGACAAUAAUUUGGUAUUGGUAGGCAUAUAUAUAUGUAUUCAAGGUAGCUAUCAUUUUCCUUCAAAACAUUAUAAGCACACAUAACCUAGUGACUUUGUCUACAAUAGCAUGGUUUUGGUCACUACUUUUGGUGGCCUAUAGAUGACCCAACAAAUCUCAUAUACCCUCACGAUCAACUUCCAGCUAUUCCGCCAAAUCUUGAGAACAUGCAUAACCGAGAAAAACCUCAUAACGGGCAAAUCCCUACAUACCCUCUACAUCAAGUCCCUAAUCCCACCUUCCACCUACGUCUCCAACCACUUCAUCCUCCUCUACUCCAAAUGCCGCUGCCUCUCUGCCGCCCGCAACGCCUUCGACGCCACCCCCAGCCCCAACGUCUUCUCCUUCAACGCCAUCAUCGCUGCCUAUGCGAAAGAAUCGCAGGCCCGCACCGCCCACCAGCUGUUCGACCGAAUUCCCGAACCGGACGUCGUCUCGUACAACACCCUCAUUUCGGCUUACGCCGACCGAGGUGAGACGGGCCCCGCGGUUGGGUUGUUUGUGGGAAUGAGAGAGGCGGGCCUUGACAUGGACGGGUUCACGUUUUCCGCGGUUGUUACGGCUGCUUGUGGUGACAUUGCCUUGAUUAGACAGUUGCAUUCGUUGGGUUUAGUUGGUGGGUUUGAUUCUUUUGUUUCGGUGAACAAUACCCUCAUUACUUAUUAUGGGAAGCAUGGAUAUUUAGACGAGGCUAAGCAGAUUUUUUACGCGAUAUGUGAGAUUAGAGACGAGGUUUCUUGGAAUUCUAUGAUUGUGGCUUAUGGGCAACACCAAGAAGGAUCAAAAGCAUUGGCAUUGUAUCAGGAAAUGGUUCAAAGGGAGGUGAAAGUGGACAUGUUCACUUUAGCUAGCGUUUUGACUGCGUUUACUUGCCUGGGGGAUUUGCCCGGUGGGCAUCAAUUUCAUGCUCAUUUGAUCAAAAAAGGGUUCCAUCAGAAUCCUCAUGUUGGCAGCGGUUUGAUUGAUUUGUACUCGAAAUGUGGAGGGGGUAUGCUGGUCUGCAAGAAAGUUUUCCAAGAAAUUCCUGAGCCGGACUUGGUUCUAUGGAACACAAUGAUAUCCGGGUACUCUCAAAAUGAGGAGUUAUCCGAAGAGGCACUUGAUUGUUUUCGGAGAAUGCAACGUGCUGGUCACCGUCCUGAUGACGGCAGCUUUGUCUGUGUGAUAAGCGCGUGCUCCAAUUUGUCAUCCCCAUCACAAGGGAAACAGAUUCACUCUUUGGCGCUCAAAUCACGUAUUCCAUCAAAUAUGAUUUCUGUAAACAAUGCCAUCAUUGCAAUGUACUCAAAAUGCGGGAAUCUGCUAGACGCGAGAAGGUUGUUUGAUAGGAUGCCAGAGCAUAACACGGUCUCUUUGAAUACAAUGAUUGCAGGUUAUGCACAACAUGGUAGAGGGACAGAAUCACUUUUCCUUUUCAAGCAUAUGUUGGAAAAGGACAUUACUCCAACUAGUAUAACCUUUAUCUCAGUCCUGUCUGCAUGUGCACACACUGGAAAAGUCAAGGAAGGGAAAAAGUAUUUCAAUAUUAUGAAAGAGAAAUUCGGGAUUUUUCCAGAAGUAGAACACUAUUCAUGCAUGAUUGACCUUUUGGGUCGAGCCGGUAAACUUAGUGAAGCAAAGAAGCUCAUUAAGACAAUGCCAUAUAACCCUGGCUCCAUUGGUUGGGCAGCAUUGCUCAGUGCCUGUAGAAUACAUGGAAACAUAGAGCUAGCGAUUGAAGCAGCUAACGAGUGUCUUCAAUUUGACCCUUCAAAUGCUGCUCCCUAUGUCAUACUUGCGAAUAUGUACGCCAGUGAAGGCAGAUGGGAAGAGGUGGCAACCAUGAGAAAACUUAUGCGUGAAAAUGGAGUGAGGAAAAAACCCGGUUGUAGUUGGAUUGAGGUGAACAAGAGGGUACACGUCUUUGUGGCGGAGGAUAGUUCACACCCGUUAAUAAAGAAGAUCUACUCCUUUUUGGAGGAGAUGUUAGAGAAGAUGAAGGUAGCAGGAUAUGUGCCUGACAUGAGGUGGGCUUUGGUUAGGGAUGAUGGAAUUAGGGCAGGAGAAAAAGAGUUGAGGUUAGGGCAUCACAGUGAGAAGCUUGCGGUUGCGUUUGGGCUGAUUUCGACAAAAGAAGGAGAGCCUAUAUUGGUAGUGAAGAACCUUAGGAUAUGUGGGGAUUGUCACAAUGCCAUUAAAUUUAUAUCUGCGAUCACUGGGAGAGAGAUCACCGUAAGAGAUGCCCUUAGGUUUCAUUGCUUCAAGGACGGACAAUGUUCUUGUGGCGAUUAUUGGUGACACCGUAGCUUAUCUCUUAAUAUUCAUUGUCAUAAUAAGCUUAGGUAAAUGAAGGGUGGCCCAGACCCUCUCUUAAGAUUGUCCCAAAGUGAACAGAUUUGAGUUGCAUAAAUAGCCUCUCUGCUUACGGGGCUAAGGCUACGUACUUUCAACCCUUCCCUGGACCUUGCAGUAGUAGGAGUCUUGUCAGCUAGGUAGCCCUGUUUUGGGGGUAAGCUCAGGUGAAGCGUCCAAGUAUUUAUGUUAAAAACUGGAAUGCUGCAAUUAGUCGAUUGUUAGCAGUUCGGGUUCGAAACAUGGGUUCCUUAAUUUCUCAAUCUUCAGGUAUCAGAAUGGAUACUAGAUAGGUUUCAGAGUGUAUAAAAAUUGGCUCUGAUUUUAGAUUGAAAAUUUUGAUAAUUAUAGGUUUUCUACCAGCAACAUACUUGUUCUUUC